Molecule: messenger RNA, 667 nt
Organism: Effrenium voratum
Lineage: Eukaryota; Dinophyceae; Suessiales; Symbiodiniaceae
Source: the annotation of a GenBank genome assembly
AGCUCGCCCGUUGUCGCAAAUUCUUCGCCCGGCCCAUCGUUCGGACAUGGCCCUGAGGUGGGAACAAGCGUGCGUGAAAUACUCUUGGAGGAAGGGCGACGCGUUCCCCCCCAGCAGGAGCUGGGUGCGCAUUUGGGAGGGGCGCCAGGAGCGGAUCAUGAACAGGUGCAGCUUGUUCCUGUCUGGCGAGAGGGGCUCGAUGAUUGGAUACAAAUACAACUUUGUGGAGGAGGAGAACACCCUCUUGUACAAGCAUUGCAACGGAGAGUUCAAGCCCAUCAUUGUGCGGAGAGUCGGGCCCAGCGUGGUAUGCGUUCAGAAACCAGAGAUCACACUGACCCGGCUCUCUGACGCCACGAUGUUGAAGAAGGUGUGUGCAGAACAUGAUCCUCCAGUCUGGGCCCAGGUGAAGAUGUUUGCCAAGACCACUAUGCUCAAGGCUGACGGAAUUACCAUCAACCAGCAUGUGCUGAUUGUGCUGGAUGAUGAUCAGGUGGCGCCUUUGAGCAAAACCUGGAAAUUGAAGGAUAUGGCCCCUGAAGCAAAGGCCAAGGCCAAGGCCAAGGCAGCCAAGGCCAAGGCAGCCAAGGCCAGGGCCAAGCGUGCUGCCCAAAGUGUGCAGCGCGUGUACGUGAAACGGCCGUCACGUUGCCAGCCUUAGACCAGC